UAGAAUUAACCAUUGGCAACUGUUUUAAUUAAUUAUUGGAAAAUAGAUAGUACCUAUUGUACAGUUGAACCAUUAUGUUACCUUAUCAAUGUCAUUGAAUUUUGUGAUUUUAAUUUUAAUUUUCUGUUAAUUAUUAAAUUAUAAGACAUGUCUGUUUUUUUAUGUAUUCAAUUUUAUUGAAAUACUAUGAUUGCAUCAAAGAAUAAUCAUGUUUACUGCUUUUGGUUGUACCGAUAUGACAUUUAUUUUAAAUUUUUAUUAUCAAAGUAUGUGUCCAACGUUUAACAUUAAUAUUCAGAAAUCUGAACAAACAUUUUUAAAACAAAAACCCAAAACAGUUCCAAUAAGCAUCAAAAUGAAAUUUAAGAAAAACAUUGUUCCGGCUGGUUGGCAAAGCGAUGAUGAGUAUGAUGAAUUUGGCGAUAUUAUUGAACAUUCAUCGUAUCAUGUUAAACCAGAAGCAGAAGAUUUUGAAUCAACAUUGAAAAAUGCUUGUAUAAGAAAUAACGUAUCAGAAAUCACCCGUGCCUUAAACUCGAAAACUGUUGAUGUUAACAGUUAUUUAAAUAAUAGUUGGACCGCUUUGAUGUAUGCAGCAUUUAAUGGAUCUUUAGAUGCUGUAACAUAUCUUUUACAGAAUGGCGCUGAUCCAUUAAUAGAGUAUGACUGUCAUAAUGUUAUAAUGUGUGUAUGUAAUUGUGCUAGUGUUUCUAGUGAAUUAGACUUAUUAAAUUGUCUAAAGCUUUUAGCAAAUUUUGAUGGUAUUGACAUCAAUUCUAAAGAUAGAACAGGAUUCACUGCUCUUAUGUAUGCAUGCUGCAAUGGUUGGUUGCAAUUGGUAGAAUUUCUAGUCGACCAUGGUGCAGACAUAGAGUUGAAAGAUUAUCAAUCUGGAGAGACGGCUUUGUUUUUUGCAGUACGUUAUAACCGUGUUCAUAUUGUAAAAUAUCUAUUAUCAAAAGGAGCUGACAAAGAUGUCGUUGACAAGAAAUAUCAGACAGUGUAUAGAAUAGCUGAAAAUAAAAACAUGGUUGCUAUUUUAAAGUUAUUAAAUAUAGAUUAUAAAAAUGAACAGCUAGAAGUUUAUUAUUCAGAAGAAGAACAUCCUUACUGGAAUGAAGUUAUGACAGAAUUAGAAAAUGGUUUUAGUCUAGACAUCAAAUCAUUUUUAGAAACAUUAUCAAUGGAUAUCUAUGCAGACAAUCUAAUUUCCAAUAAUAUAACUUUUAAAAAUUUACUUACUGGAAGUAAUGAUCAAUUUGUUGAUAUGGGGAUCACUUUAUCACCACAUCGUAAGCUUUUGGCUACUGCACUUAAAUGUUUUCAUACAUGGAAUUGGUCUAAUAAUUCUUUAUAUGUUAAAAAAAGUGAUAUUAAUACUGAAAGAAUUGCCCAGACAUUAGGGAUAAUAGUAAGACAAUUGCAUGUAAUAGAUGCUUCAAUAAAGUACUUAGGGAUGCAUAGUUAUGGUUUGGAUCAACAGAAAGGUCAAGAAGCCAUUAAUAAUUUGAAAAAAAUCAGAACUAUGGAGGAUAAAAUAUUUAAAAUAUUAGACCAAAAAGCAAGAAUAGGUCGAGUGGAUUACACAGGGCAUAAGACUAAGAAUCAAAAUUUGAAAACAAACGGAGAUAAGUUGUUUGCUAGUGUUUUUGUUAUUUUAGUAUUAUUGCGCAUAAUUUAAAUUUAUUUUUUCAAUUUUGUAUUUGAUCGAUUUAGA
Molecule: messenger RNA, 1717 nt
Organism: Melanaphis sacchari
Lineage: Eukaryota; Metazoa; Arthropoda; Insecta; Hemiptera; Aphididae
Product: ankyrin repeat, SAM and basic leucine zipper domain-containing protein 1-like
Exons: 2
Coding region: 209-1681 (490 amino acids)
Biological process (GO): regulation of gene expression
Cellular component (GO): nucleus
Molecular function (GO): protein binding
Source: RefSeq, a predicted model, not a curated record